Miscanthus lutarioriparius is the source of this 891-nucleotide messenger RNA. Lineage: Eukaryota; Viridiplantae; Streptophyta; Magnoliopsida; Poales; Poaceae. The record is from the annotation of a GenBank genome assembly.
AUGGCGCUCGCCGCCGUCAUCCGCUCCAGCAGGGCCACCACCAUGAUGGAGCUCGAGAUCGAGCUCAAGAAGGCAUCUGAUAAGCUCAAGGUUGAUAGCCCGGACGAUUUCACCUGCUCGGCUGCUCCGUCGUUCCCGGUUGCUGUGUCCUGGGACGCUACAUCCAUUUCUCUUUCUGCUGCUUGUGAUUUGUUCAUGCGGUUUGUAACGAGGACCUCACAUCUGGAGCAUGAGAAGUUUGAUGCAGCAAAAUCACGCCUAAUUGAGCGAGGAGAAAAAUUUGGAGAGAUAUCUUUAAAGGCUCGCAAGACAAUUGCAAUGCUUAGCCAGGAUUUCAUUCACGAUGGGUGUACUAUACUUGUCCAUGGGUAUUCCAGGGUAGUAUUGGAAGUUCUAAAGCUUGCUGCAUCAAAUCGCAAGCUCUUCCGUGUACUAUGCACAGAGGGCAGGCCAGACAGAACUGGUUUAAGAAUGUCAAAUGAACUUGCAGCAUUAGGCAUCCCUGUUAAGGUUCUAAUUGAUUCAGCUGUUGCUUAUUCCAUGGAUGAAGUUGACAUGGUAUUUGUUGGUGCUGAUGGGGUUGUUGAGAGUGGAGGAAUAAUUAAUAUGAUGGGCACUUAUCAGAUAGCUCUUGUGGCUCAUAGUAUGAACAAACCUGUUUAUGUGGCAGCUGAAAGUUACAAGUUUGCUCGGCUAUAUCCCUUGGAUCAAAAGGACAUGACGCCAGCUCACCGACCAAUAGAUUUUGGAGUCCCAGUACCCACUGGUGUGGAAGUGGAGACAUCUGCAAGAGACUACACACCUCCCCAAUAUCUCACACUUCUCCUGACCGAUCUUGGUGUUCUAACACCAUCUGUUGUUAGUGAUGAGCUCAUCCAAUUGUAUCUAUGA